Molecule: messenger RNA, 3463 nt
Organism: Dendronephthya gigantea
Lineage: Eukaryota; Metazoa; Cnidaria; Anthozoa; Malacalcyonacea; Nephtheidae
Product: protein inturned-like
Exons: 21
Coding region: 383-2998 (871 amino acids)
Biological process (GO): vesicle-mediated transport; nervous system development; cilium assembly
Cellular component (GO): cytoplasm; cilium
Molecular function (GO): protein binding
Source: RefSeq, a predicted model, not a curated record
CUUGAUAUUUCUUCAUAUGUGAAUUCGUGUACUGCUCUGAAGACUUGACGACAGUCUUCACGUCAGCUCGAGUAUCAUAAACUAAUUAUCACAGCUUUUUCACAAUCGUCAUAUCCUGCGGAUUUCUGCCAACCAAGCCUCAUGUAUUCAGAAUGUGUGAAUAAACCUGAAAAACAAAUCGGAUUUUUACUUAAAAAACACAUAUUUUGCUUGUUGAAUUCAACAUUUGUUUUGUUCGUCUGAAGUUUGUCUUACAAAGACACGUACGAAGCUGAAGAACCUUAAAGUAUAGGAACUCGUACGGUGCUUUGAGAUGUUAACAGCUAUUUUGACAGGAAAGAGAAUCCUAAGACAAAGUUGAAAAGUCAGAGCAAAUGCAAGUAUGCCUGAAAGAAUAUGCAAGAGCGACGUCUCUCGUUGGCCAACACCAAAGAAACGUUUAAGGAGAAAAGAAUUUCGUCAAGUAAAAAAUAAUCUUUUACGAAGCUAUGAAAAGGCUCCAUGGGUAUCCGAAAUACAAGACAAGGGAGACUUAUUUUACGUUGAACAGUACGUUGAUGAUCCAAAUACAGGACAUUCAACUGCUCAACAAAAACAAACAUCUGAACAAUAUCAACAAAAUGGCGGUCAAGUGAUAAAAGAUAAGCGACUUACUGGAAAUAAAUUGCUGGAUUUUAUAUCGCAAAUGAAGAAGACAAAGAAGACGGAUAUUGGUAUAUCACAAAAAGAUAAUCCUAAUCAAGAUCAAGAUAGAGCUGGUAAAGAAAAAGACAUGAAGUUUGAGGUAAAAUUACGUGUUCAUCCACCGAGGAUUGGUCCCUAUAAAAGAGAUGAUUUGGAAAGUGUGCUGGGCAUUAUUCCACUCAAGUCUGUAACCGCAAAUGACAGAGAUGAACUUAGUUUUACUCAUGAAUACGGACGAGAUUCAAGGAUUGUAAUCGCUGGUUUUACACCCACUGGACCUGCUAUCAGAUCUCACCAACUGGAGAUUGGUGAUAGUAUUUUAGCCUUGAAUGGCUUGGAGAUAAAUAUAAACAAUGUUAAUGCUAUUUUGGGAGCAAUUCCUGGAUCUGUAGAGGUUACACUAAAAAUCCAGAAACAUUCUCCCCCACCAGCUCAGUCUCCUUUUGUAAAUGGGUUUAUUCCCAAUGACAAUCAUUUAUUGAGAAUAAUCAAUGGAAAAAAGAAGAGUGAUCAUCUUGAUGAACUUCAAAAUACUCCUCAUGCUGCUAUGUUUCUUUCCCUUGAUAUAUCCAGUGAAGAUGAGGUUGAAAAGGAUAUCAUAUUCCAAUUCCCGAAAGAUUCUGUGACAAAUAAAGUUGUCUCAUUGCGUGGAAUAUUUUUAACAUUGGGUGAUUUGUUAACAUCUGUGACUGGCUCGUCUCCACGUAGCACAAGUGUUGUUAUUGAUGGAGAAUUAAUUCAUAUCGGGUACCAAAAAUUCAAACAAGAAAUCCUCGUAUUGGCUUUACCAGCAAAACGGGCUUGCCUUUUUCACAUGGAAAUCUUGAUGCAGAAUCUGAAUCAGCUUCUUUGUUUGAUGUUUGGAUCCCUUCAUAGGGCUUUCUGUGAUGAUUGCAACACUUUACGUUUGGAACAUUUCUUUUCUUUGAUAUUUGAAUACAUUCUUGGCACAAGAUCGAUAUUUGCUACUUCAAGUAAAAGUGUAGAUCCAUUGGAUGGGUUUUUAAACUGUAUUGAGGGAGCAAGAUGGCUUGAUCUUCCCUCUGAGUCAAAGGUUCACAUUGAUACGUGUUUAAACGAAUUAGAAGCUAAUGACUGUGAAUGGGCUGAAUUGCUUACAAUGAGAAGGCAAUAUUUAGUCCUGGGAUCAUGUUUAUUUUACAAAGGAGUUUUGAUUGGAAAUCAUCUUCCUAUUGAAGAUUUGCAAGAUCUUGUUCACUACUGUCGAUUUCAUUGUUUGUUCACAACUUCAAAGCAGCAACGUUUGGCGCAGUUAGUCAUCUGGAGAGAGAUAUUUUUAACGAAAGAGAGAAAAGAAUGCUCGGAUGCUCCUUUGAAAGCAAACUUCCAGUCUAGAACAUUUUUGCUGGUAGUGGGAUUGAAACAUUUCUUGUUUUGUAUCAUUCUCGAAGCUGGUGUCAUUUCACAAAGAGCGAACGGUAAUCCUGGUCCAGACCCAUAUUAUAUCGAUCAAGCUAAGAAUAUCUUAUAUGAAUUAGAGAGUUUAGAUAUUCCUGCAGUAUGUGAUGAAAGAUUUGAAAACCCCAGUGGUCCCCCGACUGUAACCGCUGACCAGAGUGUUUUGCGCAGUAAGUCAGUUUCUGUGGAGAAAAUGAGUCAUGAUGGUAAAGCCAGGGCGAGUACUGGUUCAGUCGAAAAUAUAAAGUCAUCAGGUGUGGAAGAAACUGAAUCGGUUCAUUCUGGGAUGAGUGGAGGUCCAUUAUCGCCUUACCGUCGUAGAAGACAAAGCUCGAAUGUCUCAGAUGCUUCUAAAGAAAGUACAGGUAGCAUUAAGACAUCAAGAAGUGCAACCGCUGUCCCACUGACUUUGGCAAAAUUGAGGAAAGAUACCGAGAAUACUGGAGAUCUAAAAUUCAAUUAUCUGAACAAAUUAAACUCGGGUGAAGAGAAUACUGUAUUUCAUUACGUCAUACACAAUAUAUUUCAUGGAAUAAUCAUGUCACCAUUCGUGACUGCGUCAAGAGGAAAGCUACAUGAUGCUGUAUUGGAAAAUUUUAACAAAGCCUGUCUAAAAAUUAAAAGACAUUUCCGUCGCAAUUCCAUGUUGAACAAAAAUAAGUCAUGCUCACCCCAAGAGAAGUUUUCUUCGACAUCCUCAGAUACAAUUGCUGAGAUGGGAAUACAGUUUUGCGUUCCAGAUACCAAACGACAAGGACCAUUAUUGAAGUAUUGGGUCAAAGGGAGGUUAAUAUUCAGCGGUGGCCCAAAAGAAUUUUAUGUAUGCUAUCAAGAUUCUGCUUCUCAAAAUUCGGUUGAACUUGCUUUUAAACUAGGAUUUGGUUCCCCACUUUGAUUCAGAGAAUUUAUUUUCGAAAGGAAUCCUGGAGGAACGCACCUUGUGAAUAUACAGGAUCUCGAUGUUUUUUUAUUGUAACGCAUAAAAAAACCAAUGAAACUGUGUGAGUCCGCUAUUCUUUGCGGAUACUAAGUGGAAGCAAUGAAGUACCUGAAUACCAAAGCUGUUCAUCGCACAUUAAAUGAUACAGAAGAAUAUCCUCAUAUUAUGUACAUAUAUAUAAGCUUAACAUCGUAUAGAGUUUGUAUAUUAAUAUAUAUUAUAGUAUAUAGUUGUCUAUACAAUAUAAAUAUAUAUUUUGUAAACAUGCAUUAACUAGUGUGAAUUAGGCAAAGUUAAAGAUUUAUAUUUUUAAAAACCUUAAUCUUGUACACAAAUGUAGAAUAUAUUUUUAUGCGAUAUUAUGUAGACAUGAAUUAAUAAAUGGUGCAUGGUGAUUACUGUGCCUGUGGAGCGAUGGUA